CUACGUACUACACUCUCUUUCUUUUCUUCAUCGAAGAUAUUCUAAGAGAAAGGCAGCAAAUUUCCCUUGGUCUCGACUCUUCGAAGCUAAAACCCCACUCUGGCCAUUCGUGCUUAAAUCGCACCCCUCCAAUAAACGAAUCACCCCUGACCGACUCCCGCGGCAUCGCUGUUUCAGGCGGGACGUCUUGCGCUCUCUCUUGUCAUCGCCCGUUGACCUCCUAUUAUUCGGUGGCCCUUUCUCGACCUCCUUUGUUUCUAUCGUUUUUUUUCCUUGAUAAGAUCUUCUCCAUCUCCAAUCAACCCGCCCAGUCCGGUUGUGAAUCGUCGCUGCCUUGCGCAUUGCUGGCAAAAUGAGCGCACCUCAACAAACGACUCUUUCGUACUAUCCACCGGGCGUCUCGCUGGGCCCGCAAGCCUCUCCCUCUCCUUCUCGCCAGCAGUUUCCUGUCAAUCUAGGCUCCAACAACCCCUUUCGCACCCGUACUCUGUCUCCCUCUAGCUCUAUCACCUCAGGAGGCCGACCUGAACGACCGAAGUCGACAAAUCCUUUCCUUGAUGAUACAGAACCUAUUUCCCCUCAAUCAGCUCCAAGCAAUUCCCUGAUUGACCAACAAGACAUGACGCAGAAUACGCGCGACCUUUUCGAGAACCUUUCGCUGAACCCGGCUCCGAAAACCAAUGGAAUGCGACCAGCACCCCCGCGGCCUGAGAAACCGUCGCAAAAUGGGCCGUUGAAAAGUCGGCCACCCCGCCCCACGAGGGAACGCUCUGAAGGCGCAUCGGAUGACCCCUUUAACAUCUUCGCAGAUCCCCCGUCCAGACCUAAGCCUAGUGGAUCCGGAUCUCGAUCUCGAGAUAGAGAGAGACGACCUCGUCGAAACUCUGAAUCAUCCAUCAUGGAACGGAGGCCAAAGCUAAUCGAUGACGAUGAUGAGCGACGACGACGCGAAAGGCGCCGACGGGAGCGAGAACGCGAGGGUCGCCAUAAGGAUGGCAAGUCUAGUUCGCGAAGGGGCAACUACCAGCUCGAUAUCAUUGAUAAACUGGAUGUCACUAGUAUCUACGGGACUGGGAUGUUCCAUCAUGAUGGACCAUUCGAUGCGUGUAACCCCAACCGCAACCGCAAAGGCCAGCGCGCUGCCCCUAUGCAGGCAUUCCCAGAAAACUCGACAAACAUGGCUCUCGGUGGUGCCGGUCCGAAUAACGACAAAAUAGAUCUUGAUCGUUUCCAUGGCAGAAUGGAGGAAGGAUACAAUGACUUUGCUUCUACUGGCAUAGAUCGAAGCAAAACGGAAGGCGGGUCAUUUGAUCCCACGUCGCGCAUCGAACCAAUUCACGGCGCAGUGACGAUGGGCUUAGGCACCAGUACCUUCUUAGACGGAGCUCCUGCCAGUCGUGCGGCAAUCCGUGAGAAUCAGAAUGAACAGAACGCUCUUAAUGGCUCGGGCGGCUUGCAGCGGAAAAAGAGUCUUGCACAGAGAAUCCGUGGUGGUAUCAACCGCCCCAACCCUCGGGUCACAUCUCCGCAGGCUGCAUACGGGUCACCUCACGCUUCCACCUCCCCACGCAAUGAGAAGAACCCAUUCUUUCAGGAUUAUGAUGAUGCUUGGGAUAAGAAAGGUGCUCGCAUUAACUCGGAAGAACCACGUGCUGUUCCGGAAACUGGCCGGGUCCGCUCAUCCAGCAGUCCUAAGCAAACGGUUUCUUCAUUAGAACGACGGCAUACUGAUGAUCGAUCUAAUGGGGUUGAUGAAAACAAGAACGCAGGUGGAGGUGGUUUCAUCAGUCGCAUGAAGAGCUUGCGCAAACCGCCUCAACCAAAGAGACGUGUCACCGAUGACUGAACCGUUAAAUUAUAUUUCCUACGCUGCCAGAUAACGUGUUUGUACCUGUCGUUGACAGAAAAAACCAAACGGGUUGAGUGCGUCCAGUCGGCACUCAUGACAUCAAUCCCGUCGUUGAUGCCGGUCGAGAUAUUUCUAAGGUGUGCUACUGUACGAACGCUACGUAUCCAGUUCUACAGAACUACCAUUCGCCUUGGAGCAAUGCAUUGAAUGUACCUUACAUGCGACUUAUCAUCUCGACGCAAUCUGUUAUCACAAAUACCUAGCAUGGCGGAAAACUGGUGGACACGGUGCAAUGACAUUUUGUCUUUUACUUCUGUUCUUUGCAGGCUUUCAAGAGCGCAUUGAAUCAAGGGAUGGUUGGGCGUUUGAUGAUAUCUGAUUCGGUUCGACAGCUCGUGGUUGGAAAUUGGUAUGAGGCUGGCCUUAUGUGUUUCUCACCUCUCUUCACUCCAUCUUUUUUGUGCAUUCCAGCUAGCUAGCUACCUCGAAAUGAUUGCACUGCGUUCAUAG
This is a messenger RNA of Aspergillus nidulans FGSC A4, 2359 nucleotides long. Its product is annotated as Pal1 family protein. The transcript has 4 exons. NCBI's taxonomy places the organism in Eukaryota, Fungi, Ascomycota, Eurotiomycetes, Eurotiales, Aspergillaceae. The record is from RefSeq and is a predicted model, not a curated record. The coding region runs from base 353 to 1846 and encodes 497 amino acids.